AUGGCAGGAACACUGAUGGAGCAUUGGUAUCAAUGCACAAAUUGGCGCAGAGGGUCGUAUCACGUCGUUAAUCUGAGCGACGCGCUGCGACUGCUGACCGUGUACAAAUUCGGUGGCUAUUAUUUCGAUCUCGACGUCAUUUUUGUGCGCCCCGUCACGUCUUAUCGCAAUUUCGUGGCCGCCGUCGACCGCGAAAUUGUCAACAACAACGUGAUCCAUGCGGACGCAAAACAUCCGUUCAUCGAACUGGCCAUCGACGACUUUGUCACCAACUUCAGGCCAGACUUGUGGGGUUACAACGGACCUGAUUUGAUUUUCCGCGUCUUGAAAAAGUGGUGCCACUCCGAGGACCGUAAGUCGCUGGAAUACGUCAGCUGCCCUGGUUUUAAUGUUCUUCCGGCACCGUCGUUUCAUCCGGUUCACCACUUCGAGAUGCAGAAAUUAUUCGAUGAGCCAUUGACCAACGAAACGGAGGAAAAGCCCAUCAGCUGGCUGACGGAGGACGUGGUGGGUGUUCACCUUUGGAACAGGAUGAACAAAGACGACCCCAUCUACAAGAAGGCGAAACAUCCUUACAAACGGCUGGUUCGAGAUCACUGUCCUCUUGUAUUUUCUAUUGCCCCCGAAAUCUUUUAA
Daphnia pulicaria is the source of this 636-nucleotide messenger RNA. RefSeq names its product lactosylceramide 4-alpha-galactosyltransferase-like. Gene Ontology annotation, molecular function: hexosyltransferase activity. Gene Ontology annotation, biological process: glycosphingolipid biosynthetic process. The transcript is spliced from 2 exons. Lineage: Eukaryota; Metazoa; Arthropoda; Branchiopoda; Diplostraca; Daphniidae. Bases 1 to 636 code for a protein of 211 amino acids. The record is from RefSeq and is a predicted model, not a curated record.